Racocetra fulgida is the source of this 388-nucleotide messenger RNA. Lineage: Eukaryota; Fungi; Glomeromycota; Glomeromycetes; Diversisporales; Gigasporaceae. The record is from the annotation of a GenBank genome assembly.
GGACCAACCACUUAUUGUGAUCGAUGGACUCUGUUCGAAAUUAGAUAUUAAGGAUACUUUCAUGCAAAUUAUUGACGGUGUUAAUAUUGACGUUGGCACAAAGCCUGGAACUCGUGCGUCUGUGGAAAAACUGACAACGUUAAUCCGAGAAUAUUUUUCAAAUUCUGAGCGGGAUUUUCAACGUUUAAACAUAGUGAUUCAUAACAUUGACGGUCCAAAUCUUUGCACUGUGCAAAUUCAGAAUUGUCUUAGCAUUCUCGCAUCUUGUCCCAACAUUUGUCUCGUCGCUUCUGUAGAUCAUACCAACGCAACUUUGCUUUUUGAUCAAGAUCGAACAGCCAAAUUUAAUUGGGUUUGGCACGAUACUUCCGCGCUCCGCGUUAACUAA